Messenger RNA from Mauremys reevesii (Reeves's turtle), 4142 nucleotides. RefSeq names its product septin 2 (gene SEPTIN2). The record is from RefSeq and is a predicted model, not a curated record. Gene Ontology annotation, cellular component: synaptic vesicle; septin ring; septin complex. Gene Ontology annotation, biological process: cytoskeleton-dependent cytokinesis; regulation of exocytosis; cell division. The transcript has 13 exons. NCBI's taxonomy places the organism in Eukaryota, Metazoa, Chordata, Testudines, Geoemydidae. Gene Ontology annotation, molecular function: GTP binding; GTPase activity; molecular adaptor activity. Bases 252 to 1343 code for a protein of 363 amino acids.
UUUAGGGCUCUUGAGGCGCGCAGGCGCGCAUUUAUCCUAAAUCAGCCGCUCGUGCUUGUGUCCCUUCGCGCUGUCAGUCCCGGCUCCGCCCUUGGGGUGGGGUCUGCGAAGGAGCGCGCGACUGUAGCAAGAGAACCUGAGUGGAGAGCGGCUCGUAGCGAGUGCGCGCGCGUGAGGGACGGUUCGAAGAGCCUGGUUCCGCAGUCGCUCUGCACAGCCCAGGCCGCCAGUGUGGCUGACCUUCCAUAAGGAUGGCCAAGCAACCGCCUGCCCAAUUUACCAAUCCAGAAACUCCUGGCUAUGUUGGAUUUGCAAACCUUCCCAACCAGGUUCAUCGGAAGUCUGUGAAAAAGGGCUUUGAGUUCACUCUCAUGGUGGUUGGUGAAUCUGGAUUGGGAAAAUCUACACUAAUAAACAGCCUGUUCUUGACCGAUCUCUACCCAGAAAGGAUAAUCCCAGGAGCAGCCGAAAAAAUUGAAAGGACUGUGCAGAUCGAAGCUUCAACAGUUGAAAUCGAGGAAAGGGGUGUUAAACUCCGUUUGACAGUUGUAGAUACACCAGGAUAUGGUGAUGCCAUCAAUUGUCGGGACUGUUUUAAGACCAUCAUUUCUUAUAUUGAUGAGCAGUUUGAGCGGUAUCUGCAUGAUGAGAGUGGCUUGAACAGGCGGCAUAUUGUAGAUAACCGGGUACACUGUUGCUUCUACUUCAUUUCCCCAUUUGGUCAUGGUCUUAAGCCCUUGGAUGUUGAGUUUAUGAAGGCCAUACACAACAAAGUGAAUAUUGUACCUGUAAUUGCAAAAGCUGAUACACUUACUCUGAAGGAACGGGAAAGGCUGAAAAAAAGGAUUCUGGAUGAAAUUGAGCAACAUAGCAUCAAGAUUUAUCACCUGCCUGAUGCAGAAUCAGAUGAGGAUGAAGAUUUUAAAGAACAGACCAGGCUCCUGAAGGUCAGUAUCCCAUUUUGUGUAGUGGGAUCCAAUCAGUUGAUUGAAGCCAAAGGUAAAAAAGUUAGAGGUCGUUUCUACCCAUGGGGUGUAGUUGAAGUGGAGAACCCAGAACACAACGACUUCCUGAAGCUGAGAACCAUGCUAAUUACCCAUAUGCAGGAUCUUCAGGAGGUGACCCAGGACCUUCACUAUGAGAACUUCCGCUCUGAGAGACUUAAAAGAGGCGGCAGGUUGAAAAUUGAAGAUGAGGAAGUGAAUAAAGAUCAGAUUUUGCAGGAAAAAGAAGCUGAACUUCGUCGCAUGCAAGAGAUGAUUGCGAGAAUGCAGGCUCAGAUGCAAAUGCAGAUGCAAGGUGGUGAGGGAGACAGCAGUGCAGUUCAUGGACACCAUGUAUAAAUUCUUUGAUAACGUCAUAUGCAGAUUAAGAGGAAACAUUCCAGCGUUGGGAUGCAAUAGUGUCUCUUACUGGGAAGGAUGUCUUUUACCUCGCCUGUGACUUGGAUGUCACAUUAGUAUGUUGUGUGCAAAUGCAUGGUAAUUUUUGUAAUAUGUACUUUGUAACAGAUUGUAUUCAGUCAAUAUUUUAUACCUUAUAUAGAGAAUGUGAUCAGUUUUAGUUUAGUAAUUUAGUAUUAUUUUAUUGAGCUCAUUUUCUGUAACCCAGUAUAUUAGGAAUGCAAAAUGGAUGAUACUGAGCCUUUCCUAACCUGACUUAGCAGUAGUCAGUCUAUUUGCGUAGCUCACUAGCACCAUUAGUCAUACUACUUGUUACACCUAGGAAUACGUGAGUGUUGCUAUAGGUUGUCCAGUGGUGUGAUGUUUGACUAAUUUGGGAGUCCAAUGCCAAGUUAAGUUAUUCUGUUUCCUAUUUCUUGCAUUAACUGUGUGCCUGUGAGACUCUUGGCCAUUCCUCAGUUCUUGUCCAGUGCUGAAUAGCCAUUGCCUUGGCAUCACAAGUGUCUAAUUACAAAAGAGGUAUGCUUUGUCUUAACUAGGAAAGAGGAGAUAAGAGAAUUCCUUGUUAAAGGGGGCACUUGCUGAAUGACUAAUCUUGUCUACUUGCCCCUCCAAAGCCAACAGUCAGAUUUCAUAACAUGAUGUACUACUGCAAAAUUAGUUACCAGUGCUGUUUACAACCCACCAGUGCCAAAGAGAUAAUACAAAUGGCACCAUCACAAAAUGCUGAGAUCUUUCUGGUCUCCUGCACAGCAGUGGCUUUGUUCAUCCUCUUCUACAUUUAUAUCAGAGAUGAGGAAUACCAUAACUUAAUCCUGCAGUUAAAUUCCACAAAUUGUAGCUUUAAUGGUUGCUAAAUUACUAAUUUAAAGGAGUCCUGCUACUGAGCAGAUCAGAUUUUGACCUACCUUAAAAUUACUGCAGUUUAUAAAUUGCUUUAUAUUCUGAGUAUCUUUUUAAUAUCCAAAGUCAAACCCACCACAAUAGCCUCUGUGUUGAACUCCUGUGCUGCCUCUAAAGCAGCUAUCAUUUCAUAGAGCUGCUCGUCUUCCUACUCAUCUCUUCUGAUCUUUGUCCGCAAUGAAGGGAGCAAAAGCAGCAGCCUUAGUUACGUCUGCUUUGUCAGAAACACAGGUUUAGUGAGUCCUUUCUUGCUAAAUGGAUGAAUACAAAAUUAGUAGGGAAAGAAAUGUAAAUGUAUACAUUUUGCCUUUUCCAUAGAUAAGAGAGAGUAAUAAGGCAUUUCAGUAUUGCCAGAGAAAAAUGUCAAGCCAUGUUACUUAAAUCUUUCAAUAUAUUGAGCAGACUGGUUUACUGAAGAAGUGACCAGAAAUAAUAUUAUAAGCUUCAGUGAAGGCAUUAGAACGAAUACUUUAAAAUACCUUACUAUCCUUUUUUUUUUUUUUUUUUUUCCCCAGCCCCAGUGUUGUUUUUUUUUUUGUUCGUGUAGUGCAGCUAAGCACCUCUGUGCACUUUUAGGGUUCUCAAAUGGUCUCAGUUACAAUAGUGUUCUUGGACAUUGGACAUAGGACAUAGCACAUUUUGAAGUGCUGCUAGGAAAAACUGUUGCAUAACAUUUCAGUGAAUUUCAUCUGAGGUCAGUACUGUGAUCUAAACUGCAAUAGUAUUUAUAACCAGUAUUAGGAAAAAACUGUGAAAGCUGAUAUAUAUAUUGCAAGUGACAAGUACAUACUUAACCCUGGUAUACCUUUGUUGGGGGACUGCUCCCUUCUUGUAGUCCUUACUUAAGCCAACUUCUGUUUGGAAUAAAAAGAUACUAUGCAGUUAGUGCAGAUAGCAUAGGUUGAGCUCUACCUGUGGAAUUGUCAUGAGUAAAGCUACAAUUUAGUCAUGGAGGUUAUGGUAGUCACGGAUUCCGUGACUUAACUGGACCUCUGUUACUUCAUCCGCUUCAGCUGUCAACAGCUGAAGCCAGGGCUAGAGGCAGGACUGUGCCCCUGCCCUGCAACUGGGGCUGGAUGGCUGGAACCAGUACCCUGCAGCCCCUGCCUUGCGGCUUGGAGGCGGGGCUGGAGCCAGGCUGUGAGCCUCUGUCCUGGAUCUGUGGCAAGCACUGGAGCAGGAGCUGUGCACUCCCCAUGGCUGCGCCCUCUGCUGCAUCCCAGCCCUGCGGCUGCAGUGGGGACCAUGCUGCAGAUGGAGCUGUGCGCCCCCCUCGCAGUGUCCCAGGGCCGUGCACCAUCCCCCUCCCCCCACUGCGGCUGUGGGUUGGCAGGGGCUGCAGUUGUGCACCCCUGUCCCGUAGCUGUGGCCAGCUCCGGAGUGGGGGCUGCGUGCCUCCCAUGACUGCACCCCCCCCCCCCGUUGCACCCCAGCCUCAUGGCUUCUGCUGGGGCUGCAGUGGGGACCAUACUGCAGCUGGGGCUAUGCAGCCACUGGAACUGGGGCUGUUGCCCCUGCAAUGGCAGGGGGCUUGGCCUGUCGGUCUCCCCCUCCCUCGACUCCAUUCCUCCCCCCAACUUAACCCUGACCCCAGUUAUUUUUAGUGAAGUCACAGGCAGGUCAUGGCACCGUGAAUUUUUGUUUAUUGCCCGUGACUUGUCUGUGAUUUUUUGCUAAAAAUAACCAUAACAAAAUCUUAGCCUUACUUAUGAGAGAUCUUGGCUUUUGGGGGUAAUAUGUAUUCAUUGAAUAGCUAGCUUUUUUUCAAUAGAGCAUUAUGGUUUAGUUAUUGAGUAAGUUGUUUUUAAAUUGAUUCUAGUGAGGAAAUGCUCUCUU